CGGUGGGACAGUCACUCCCCUCUCUCCCAUCCUCUCUUUUUUAAAUACCAGUCCGGACGAAGACGAAGACCUGCAGAAGCACAAUCAGGCAGCAGUUUGGAACACGUUGCUUGAGCUCUACCUUGACGGAGGCUCUCCAGAACAACAGGAAAAGGCACUCAAAGUUCCGACGAGCGACACCCUACCGUGCGAUAAAACACAUGCAUUAAUUCUGUGCAGCAGCUACAGCUAUACCCGAGGUCUGGUCAUACUUUAGGAGAAGCUGGGCAUGUAUGAGGACAUUUUACGGUUUUGGAUGGACAAGCACAAUGCAUCGUCAUCCGAGUCUUCCGCGCCAACAGAAGUUGUACAGGCCCUCGUACGAUAUGGCCCAACACACCCGCACCUCUAUGGGCUGGUGCUGCGCUUCUUGACAAGUACGCCGGAGCUGCUCACGCGGCACCAGGCGGACGUGGAGAAGAUUCCGGAACACGUCGAGAAGGAGCGGAUAAUACCUCCGCUUGGUGUAGUCCAGAUACUGAGUAGGAAUGGAGUAGCGAGCGUAGGCCUUGUUAAGGACUGGCUGAUGGGACGCAUCAAGGAGGCAAGGGAAGAAAUGCAAAUUCAACUAAUCAACUCCUACCAGCUAGAAACGAAUGCGAAGUUGAAGCAAGUGGCUGAACUAGAGGACCCCAUGCAUGCAAAGGUGUUUAGUGUGACACGCUGUUCUCAGUGCAGCGAGCAGCUCGAUCUUCCCAGUGUCCAUUUCAUGUGCAACCACUUAUAUUAUUAGCGGUCCCUGCUGGACCACGAAAUCGAAUGCCCGCUUUGCGUACGCCAACAUGGAAUCAUCCAGGAGAUUCGGAGGAACCAC
Messenger RNA from Suillus plorans, 853 nucleotides. RefSeq lists its product as uncharacterized. Gene Ontology annotation, molecular function: protein-macromolecule adaptor activity. The coding region runs from base 269 to 772 and encodes 167 amino acids. The transcript has 3 exons. Lineage: Eukaryota; Fungi; Basidiomycota; Agaricomycetes; Boletales; Suillaceae. Gene Ontology annotation, cellular component: endosome; HOPS complex. The record is from RefSeq and is a predicted model, not a curated record. Gene Ontology annotation, biological process: vacuole organization; endosome organization; organelle fusion.